CAGGGUGGGAGGUGUGUGCGCGCGUGUGCCGCGCUGUAGGGAGCUGCGGGUCUCACCCGCCCGCUGUCAGCCAGCUCAGCGCCGCCGCGCGAUGGCUGGAGGAGACGCGCGGGACCAGCCCCGUGGGGCCGGCCGCGGGUGAGCCCCUCUCCGCCUCCUGCGAGCAUGUCACCUCCAGCCUGCGAGGUCGCUUUCGCUAGCAGUGUCCGUGCCUCCGCCUCCUGCAGCCGCAGCCGCUGCCUGGAGCAGUGGCCCCCGGACCCCCACCCCUGAUACGCGCCCAGACCCUAGUGCCAAAGGACCAUGGCUGGCCAGGGAGACUGCUGCGUCAAAGUGGCCGUCAGGAUCAGACCCCAGCUGUCGAAGGAGAAGAUUGAAGGUUGUCACAUCUGUACCUCCGUCACCCCUGGGGAGCCCCAGGUCCUGCUGGGGAAGGACAAGGCCUUUACCUAUGACUUUGUCUUUGACCUGGACACCUGGCAGGAGCAGAUCUAUUCAACCUGUGUGAGCAAGCUCAUCGAAGGCUGCUUCGAGGGCUAUAAUGCCACAGUGCUGGCCUAUGGACAGACAGGAGCUGGGAAGACAUACACUAUGGGCACUGGCUUUGACACAGUGACAUCAGAAGAGGAGCAGGGCAUCAUCCCAAGGGCCAUUGCACACCUCUUCAGGGGCAUCGACGAACGCAAGCGGCGGGCACAGGAGCAGGGCGUCACUGGGCCUGAGUUCAAAGUCAGCGCUCAAUUCCUGGAGCUUUACAAUGAAGAGAUCCUUGACCUGUUUGAUAGCACCCGUGACCCCGAUGCCCGCCACCGCAGGUCCAACAUCAAGAUCCAUGAGGAUGCCAACGGUGGCAUCUACACCACAGGCGUCACGUCUCGUCUCAUCAACUCCCAGGAGGAGCUGAUCCAGUGCCUGAAGCAGGGCGCCCUGUCACGCACCACAGCCAGCACCCAGAUGAACGUUCAGAGCUCCCGGUCCCAUGCCAUCUUCACGAUCCACCUGUGCCAGAUGCGCGUGUGUGCCCAGCCUGACCUGGUGAAUGAGACGGUGACUGGGCUUCCGGAUGGAGCGGCCCCCACGGGCACCGAAUAUGAGACUCUCACUGCUAAGUUUCACUUUGUGGAUUUGGCUGGCUCCGAGCGACUGAAGCGGACAGGGGCCACAGGCGAACGGGCCAAGGAGGGCAUCUCCAUCAACUGUGGUCUGCUGGCCCUGGGCAAUGUGAUCAGCGCCUUGGGAGACCAAAGCAAGAAGGUGGUGCACGUGCCCUACAGGGACUCCAAGCUCACUCGGCUGCUCCAGGACUCUCUGGGGGGCAACAGCCAGACCAUCAUGAUCGCCUGUGUGAGCCCCUCGGAUCGGGACUUCAUGGAGACACUUAACACUCUCAAAUAUGCCAACCGGGCUCGCAACAUCAAAAACAAGGUGGUGGUGAACCAGGACAAGACCAGCCAGCAGAUUAGCGCACUGCGAGCUGAGAUCGCACGCCUACAGAUGGAACUGAUGGAGUACAAAGCGGGCAAGCGGGUGAUUGGGGAAGACGGUGCUGAGGGCUACAGUGACCUGUUUCGGGAGAAUGCCAUGCUUCAGAAGGAGAAUGGGGCUCUGCGGCUUCGAGUGAAGGCCAUGCAGGAGGCCAUUGAUGCCAUCAACAACCGGGUCACACAACUCAUGAGCCAAGAGGCCAACCUGCUUCUGGCCAAGGCUGGUGAUGGCAAUGAGGCCAUUGGUGCUCUGAUUCAGAACUACAUCCGGGAGAUUGAGGAGCUGCGAACAAAGCUCCUGGAGAGUGAAGCCAUGAAUGAGUCUCUCCGCCGAAGCCUCUCACGGGCUUCCACUCGCAAUCCCUACUCCCUGGGAGCUUCUCCAGCAGGUCCAGCCUUUGGGGGCAGCCCGGCCAGCUCCAUGGAAGAUGCUUCAGAAGUGAUCCGUAGGGCCAAGCAAGACCUGGAGCGGCUGAAAAAGAAAGAGGUCAGACAGCGGAGGAAGAGCAGCCCAGAGAAAGAAGCCUUCAAAAAGAGGGCAAAACUCCAUCAGGAAAACAGUGAGGAGACUGAGAACGAGGCUGAAGAGGAGGAGGAAGAGCGAGACGAGAGCGGCUGUGAGGAGGAGGAAGGGCGUGAGGAUGAGGAUGAAGACUCGGGCAGCGAAGAGAGCCUGGUAGACUCAGACUCCGACCCUGAAGAAAAGGAAGUCAACUUCCAGGCAGACCUGGCAGACCUGACCUGUGAGAUUGAGAUCAAGCAGAAGUUGAUUGACGAGCUGGAGAACAGCCAGCGGCGGCUGCAGACGCUCAAGCACCAGUACGAGGAGAAGCUGAUCCUGCUGCAGAACAAGAUCCGAGACACACAGCUGGAGCGCGACCGCGUGCUGCAGAACCUCAGCACCAUGGAGUGCUACACGGAGGAGAAGGCCAACAAGAUAAAGGCGGAUUAUGAGAAGAGGCUGCGGGAGAUGAACCGGGACCUGCAGAAGCUACAGGCUGCUCAAAAGGAGCACGCCAGGCUACUCAAGAACCAGUCCCGCUACGAAAGGGAGCUGAAGAAGCUGCAAGCGGAGGUAGCUGAGAUGAAGAAGGCCAAGGUGGCCCUCAUGAAACAGAUGCGUGAGGAGCAGCAGCGGCGACGGCUGGUAGAGACCAAGAGGAACCGGGAGAUCGCUCAGCUCAAGAAAGAGCAACGGAGGCAGGAGUUUCAGAUCCGGGCCCUGGAGUCUCAGAAGCGCCAGCAGGAAAUAGUCCUGAGGAGGAAGACCCAGGAGGUCUCUGCACUUAGGCGCUUGGCAAAGCCUAUGUCUGAGCGAGUGGCUGGGCGUGUAGGAUCCAAGCCCCCCAAUUUGGAUUCUGGGGCCGAGGUGUCUGCCAGUACUACCUCGUCUGAGGCUGAGUCGGGAGCUCGCUCUGUCUCCAGCAUAGUGCGCCAGUGGAACCGGAAGAUCAACCACUUCCUGGGGGACCACCCCGCGGCUGCUGUCAAUGGCACCCGCCCAGCCAGGAAAAAGUUCCAGAAGAAGGGGGCCAGCCAAAGCUUUAGUAAGGCGGCAAGACUCAAGUGGCAGUCCCUGGAACGGAGGAUCAUCGACAUUGUCAUGCAGAGGAUGACCAUUGUCAACCUGGAAGCUGACAUGGAGCGGCUCAUAAAGAAAAGGGAGGAGCUAUUCCUCCUACAAGAGGCUCUGCGGAGGAAGCGGGAGCGGCUGCAGGCUGAGAGCCCCGAAGAGGAGAAGGGGCUACAGGAGCUGGCUGAGGAGAUCGAAGUGUUGGCAGCCAACAUUGACUACAUCAAUGACAGCAUCACUGACUGCCAAGCCACCAUCAUGCAGCUGGAGGAAACCAAGGAGGAGCUGGACUCAACAGAUACGUCAGUGGUCAUUAGCUCCUGCUCGCUAGCUGAAGCCCGCCUACUCCUAGACAACUUCCUCAAGGCAUCCAUUGACAAGGGUCUACAGGUGGCCCAGAAGGAAGCUCAGAUCCGGCUGCUGGAAGGACGGCUGAGACAAACAGACAUGACGGGCUCCUCGCAGAACCACCUGCUCCUGGACGCUUUGCGUGAGAAGGCCGAGGCACACCCCGAGCUGCAGGCCCUCAUCUACAAUGUGCAGCAGGAGAAUGGCUAUGCCAGCACAGAUGAGGAAGUCUCCGAGUUCUCUGAAGGAAGCUUUUCCCAGUCAUUCACCAUGAAAGGCUCCACCAGCCAUGAUGACUUCAAGUUCAAGGGUGAGCCUAAGCUAUCUGUCCAAAUGAAGGCUGUGUCUGCGGAAUGCCUGGGACCCCCACUGGAUAGUUCCACCAAGAACAUCACCAAGUCCCUGGCCUCCCUCGUUGAGAUCAAAGAGGAUGGAGUGGGCUUCUCUAUCAGAGACCCCUACUACCGGGACAAGGUCUCACGCACUGUCAGCCUGCCCACCCGAGGCAGCACUUUCCCUCGGCAGUCUCGAGGUACCACGGACACAUCCCCUCUGACCCGAAGGAAGUCUUAUGACCGGGGGCAGCCUAUCAGAUCCACAGACAUGGGAUUCACACCUCCAUCCUCACCUCCCACUCGGCCCCGCAAUGACCGCAACGUCUUCUCUCGUCUCACCAGCAAUCAGAGCCAGGGGUCAGCACUGGACAAGUCUGAUGACAGCGACUCCUCUUUGUCGGAGGUCCUGAGGGGCAUCAUCACCCCCAUUGGCGGAGCAAAGGGAGCACGGACGGCACCAUUGCAGUGUGUCUCCAUGGCCGAGGGCCACACCAAGCCUAUCCUCUGCCUGGAUGCCACCGAUGAAUUGCUUUUCACGGGCUCCAAAGACCGUAGCUGCAAGAUGUGGAACCUGGUAACAGGGCAGGAGAUCGCAGCUCUCAAGGGUCACCCCAACAACGUGGUUUCUAUCAAAUACUGCAGCCAUUCCGGGCUGGUGUUCUCUGUGUCCAGCUCCUACAUCAAAGUGUGGGACAUCCGGGACUCGGCCAAGUGCAUUCGGACCCUCACGUCCUCAGGCCAGGUGAUCUCAGGAGAUGCUUGCAUAGCCACAUCCACACGAGCCAUCACCAGUGCCCAGGGCGAGCAUCAGAUUAACCAGAUGGCCCUCAGCCCCUCAGGCACCAUGCUGUAUGUGGCCUCUGGCAAUGCUGUCCGGAUCUGGGAGCUUAACAGGUUCCAGCCCAUCGGCAAACUGACCGGCCACAUUGGCACAGUGAUGUGCCUGACAGUCACCCAGACUUCGAACCAGCAUGACCUCGUGGUGACUGGCUCCAAGGACCACUAUGUGAAGAUGUUCCAGCUGGGCGACUGUGUGAUGGGCACCAUCGGCCCAACCCACAACUUUGAGCCCCCUCACUAUGACGGUAUCGAAUGCCUGGCCAUCCAAGGAGACAUACUGUUCAGUGGCUCCAGGGACAACGGCAUCAAGAAGUGGGACCUGGAACAGCAGGAGCUCAUUCAGCAAAUCCCCAAUGCUCACAAGGACUGGGUGUGUGCCCUGGCCUAUGUUCCUGGCCGGCCCAUGCUGUUGAGCGCCUGUCGGGCAGGCUUCAUCAAGGUCUGGAAUGUGGACAACUUCACACCCAUUGGUGAGAUCAAGGGCCACGACAGCCCCAUCAACGCCAUCUGCACCAACAGCAAGCACAUCUUCACAGCCUCCAGUGACUGCCGGGUAAAGCUGUGGAAUUACGUCCCUGGACUCACCCCCUGCCUUCCUCGCCGAGUCCUGGCCAUAAAGGGCCGCGCCACCACCCUGCCCUGACCCCUCUCCAGCCCUCCCCUUUCCUCUCUCAUUCUUCCCCUCUUGCCUUUUCCUGUCUUUCCCCACCUCGAUCUGAGCUGCUUCUUCACGGUAUGAGACUGUUUUACUCUUGACCUUCUUAUUCUCCCUCCGUGCCCUGCCUGGCCCAACAGAUUGCACCAACAGCCCACCUUGCGAGCAUGAGCAGUGGGACAGAACCCUAGGUAGCGGAGAGCAGAGGGGGAGGCAUUGAGGCCUGGACAAAACAAAACAACGAGAAAGCCCAGGACGCCAGUCCUGCAGGGUCUUGGAGACCAUGUCCUGGGCCCUCCCUUUGCCCAGACCCUUCCCUGUGCAUCAGUGCCCACUGCUCCUGAGCAAUAUUUGCCUCAGCCCAGCCAUACAUGAGGGAGGUGGGGAGUCUGCCCAGCCUUUACUUUUGGGGGCAGCCGGCUGGGCUCGCGUCAAUGGCUGAGCAUCCUCACUCUGUCCUCCCCAGUGACCUGACAGUGAAGUUCUGGAGCAUGCGACGGCUACCGGCGGCCCACCCUUGAAGUUAGGACUGAGGGCGGCUAGACCCUCGGACCUGGCAGCCCACACAGCGUGGAAGGGAAGCUGUCGCCUGACCUGAGCAGACCAGCCAGGUGCACUGAGGACAGAGGGUGUGGCCCUUCUCUUGCUCUGCUUCCUCUCACUGGCCCCUCUGUCCCUCCCCUGCCUCCUGAGAAAGGAGAGGCCGGGGAGGGAGUAAGCUGUGAAGCCAAAGGGCACGAUCCCUUCCCCCGCCCAGUUCCUUGCCCUGCCCACAACAGGUCACACUGUCUCCUGCUGAAGCAGCCCUGCCCUUCCUCUGGGCCCUCAGCCCAGGGUGGCACUGGGAGGGAGAAGAAGUCCUCCUGCCCUCCUGCCCAUCUAUCCUCAGUGAGCUAGCCUCUUCCAUGUCUCCCAGCCCCACCUCUGGAGCCACUGCAUCUGCCUCUGAGCCCACCAAGGUAGUUCUCAGGUAACCAUGGAAAACAGAUGUAAGCAGCUGAGUCCUGCAGCUGACCCUAAAACCCUAUGGCCACCAACCACCCACCUCAGUGGGGCCCAGUCAUUCCUUGGGGCAUCCUCUGCUGAGGGCACGGUGGAGCUGCUUAGACAAUUCCUCUGGGGAGAAGGUCAGCAAUACUGCAGUUAAUCUAACUUAUUGUUUUUUAUUUUUAUGUUUUGUUGUUGCCUCCUGGAAACUGACUUGAAGUUUCUUCCCAUCUUCUCCCCUGCACUCGUGAUGGGGGAGUCUUCUCUUUGGCGCUCCAGCCCCCUGCCCCACCCUCUGUUCGGUGGGCAGAGGAGGGAAAGGCCCUUUCCACCCUUUGCAGCUCUGGCCUUUGCCCCAGCUCUGCUCCACCCCGGCAAACCUUCUAGAAUAGUCCAGGUCUCUAGGCCGCCUGAUGCCGCAGUGCCUUCCUCCAUCCUGAGGCCUGGCAUCAUGCUGGGCAGCCUUAUGCCAGCCAUGCCUGCAGCUCACAUGUGUCUUUUCCUUAUGGGCCUCGUGCCCACAGACCCCGAAGGUCAGAGAGUCCACCCAAGACCAGCAGUCCAAGACCAGGGAACCCAUGCUCCCUAGAGUCCUAUGUGGUCCAGAUUGGUAGACUGUCCAUUAGGUAGCGGCUUGGGUAGUAAGGCUACUAACCUAACUCCCCAGCUAAUUAUGUUUCAGCCCUCAUGGGGACAGGAAGACCCCACUGCUUCUUUUCCUUUAGUUAUUCUACAAACGGAUUUUCAAGCCUUAAAACCAGCCUGGGCCAAAGGCCCUCCCUUUUAGAUUAGCAGGAGGAGGCUCACGCUCCUUCCUUGCUUCUCCCACGGGGCUGUGGACUCAGCUGCAGGGAUGAGGUGUAAUCUGUGUCUGGCGCCCCCUUUAGGAACAACUCUGAAUUUAUAGGUCUAGACCUUGAGAGGGGUCACUCCAUCCAUCACCCCUGGCUUCCCCUGCCCUUAAACUGGUCCACACUUACUCCAUUGCUUCACUGAUCUCAUGCUUCCUGGCUUUGUUCCGGGAGCCGUGCACCCCAGCUCUGUUCAGAGGACAUGGUAACUUGAGGACUUUGGAUAGUUAGCGUAGCACAUCUGCAAUUGGCUCUUCUCUCUCUGUGGCCGCAUACACUGGUACCUGUCCAUGUGGCCAGGGAUGGGAGGGUCCCUGCUGAGGACAGACCCUCUCUGAGCCAUCCCGGAGCUGUAUCAGAGACUAAGAUUAUCCCGCCUGUCGGUGGCCCCUGUCGGACAUGGUGUUAAGUCUGGGUACGUGGAUAUUCAGAACGAUACGCCUGGAAAGCGGGUCAGCUGGAACCUGGACAGUCUGUCUGCAAUGACCGGAGAUCUUCCUUCCUCUGCUCAUCCUGAACAUGCUAAGAAACUGUCUUAGCUCUCAGAAGUGACCACGUCUUCUCCUCCACCCCUCUCCACCUGAAUGGAAAGCCUAGACCUUAUGUCCUGUAAGAAAACCCAGAACCCAUCUGCAUGAGUGUUUACAAACUCCAGAAACACGCGAGACUGAUCUGACCCCAUGGGCUGGGCUGCCCCAGCCUGGGGUGCUGUACUGUAUAGCUAGCUGCAAGGCCAGUUCUUGUACAAAGCGUGUGGUCUUACAACCCUGCGAGAGGUGCUCACCGUCAUUGCCCCUUCUGCCAUUUCUGAUAGGUCACUACCUCAUGGCGGGGCUGCUGUGCUGUCCCAGCGAGUGUCAUUGGCUAAACUUGAAAUCCUUCGGAGCUCUAAGCGCAUUGUCCCCGAGUCAUUCUGAUCUGUGUUCUGGGAAUGUUGGUAUCCCUUCCCACUCUUUCGGGGUGUCCAAGGCACACAGUCAGGGGCAGGCCCCUAGCUCCACUCAUUGCACAAGCGUCCUACGUGUUGGAAGCACAAACUGGUUGUGAUUUGAGCACAAAGCAGGUCUCGGGGUAGACAAUAUGGGCAAACACGGGCCCAAGAGGCUUUUUCCAGAUGGGCUGAGUCUUAAGGUAGACUAGGGAUGCCCAUGCCUGUGGCUGACUCACCCAUGUACUUCUGGGACUUAUAUUACUUCUUGUGCCCAUCCUAAGACUUGAGUCCCAGGCCACAUCUGUAUGCUGUGGGCCCUCCCUAGACCCCCAUACCCCAGACCUAUAAAAACCCACGUAUAGCUGUACCCCACCAUACUGAGCCUGAAGAGCCUGGACCCAGGCUCCCAUCUCCUGAACUAACGUCCACAUCCAUGCUUCCGAAGCUGAUUGGCUUCCGUCUGGAUGGAACUUCUCUACUGCCCUCUCUCUUGGGCCUUCUCUGCACAAUCCUGGGUCAGGACCCAUUCCAGUAUUAACCAGUUCAGUGUUUGCACUUGUUGGAGAGACUUGACCCCUCAGCGGCCAGGUCCUGGAAGGCUGGGCCUGAAUCAGCCUCUAGAGCUUGCCAAGGAGGGAGAGAAGGCAAAGAAUGAGAGGCUGACCCAGCCCAGCCCUUGAUGUGGUCAGAGUGCCACCAUCAGCUACUUGAAAAGGGACAGCUAUGGAUCUGGAAUACGCCUCCCACCCUCACCCCAGCUGCAGGCUUGGGCAAAGGGCAGGUUAAAGCACAAACACACGCACGCGGGGAGGAUGCUGUCUCCCGGGGGCAUUCUCGUGCUGCCCAUUGUGGUGGAGGUGCAGGCAGAAAGCUGCUGUGAAAUUGGGGCAUUAUGUUCUACCCUGCCAGUUCCUGGGGACCUCCCCUGGAUUCUGGGCUGGGUGCAGCCACACACCCUUGGCUGAGCCUGGCUGGUCUGUGUGGGCAGAACCUGCCCUGCAGGAGCGGUGAAUUCCAUCCUGUCAUGUGGCCCAAACCUGUGGCAUCCGUCCCUUUGUCCUUUCGAGUUGGGAACUGCUUGCUGCUUAGAAGAAUGGCCAAUGACUCCACUGAGCCUUCCUGAGCCCAGCCGUCCCCUCCUGACUCCCGACUCUUCACUGCUCCUUAAGUGCAAGAGACUCUGCAGGGCAAGUUCUGUUUCUUUGACAUCUUUGUUCCGUCCCCGGUGCCCACCCCUCUUCAUCUCCAGCACCCACCUGACUUCCUUUGCCUCCUCCUUCCUCCUUCAAUCCUGUGUCCUUAAGACUUUGUCAAACAGUGGGAAGUCGGUACUGCUGAAAGUCAGAAAAGACCACUGAUGUCUUGGUGCCCCGCCCUGCCCCCAGCUCUUCCAGCCGCUGCCCCUACCCAGGCUGCAGGGUCUCUCUUGGCUCAUGCGCUCUCCCGUGACACGGUAGCUCAAGGUGUGUAUAUGCUUUGUACCUCUUCCGAUGACUGUACAUAGGAUAUGAAAGUUAUUUAAGCCUCAUGUUGUACAUUUCUGUUCUGGAAUUGGAUGUGUGUGUUCUAAGAUAAAUAAAACUCGA
Molecule: messenger RNA, 9590 nt
Organism: Chionomys nivalis (European snow vole)
Lineage: Eukaryota; Metazoa; Chordata; Mammalia; Rodentia; Cricetidae
Gene: Kif21b
Product: kinesin family member 21B
Exons: 35
Coding region: 304-5223 (1639 amino acids)
Biological process (GO): mitotic spindle organization; microtubule-based movement
Molecular function (GO): ATP binding; microtubule binding; microtubule motor activity
Source: RefSeq, a predicted model, not a curated record